Molecule: messenger RNA, 2927 nt
Organism: Cladocopium goreaui
Lineage: Eukaryota; Dinophyceae; Suessiales; Symbiodiniaceae
Source: the annotation of a GenBank genome assembly
AGGCCAUAGUCAUAUCGCUGAAUCGACGCUGAAUCGCCAUGGCCCCCAAACGUCGCGGAGCCGCUCCGAAGAACUCGUCCACCACUGCAGAGGUGCCGACGAUGGCAACGCCCUACGGUGCCAACUUUGUGCGGCAGGACAUGCGGCGGCGCAAAAAGACUUGCGCCAGUAAGGGGGCGAAAUCGAAGAGAUUGAACCAGAUCUAUGAUAAGGGUGGCAGGAUGAAACGGAAGUAUAGCAAGGCGCCCGAGCCGAUCACUGCAGCGCCGACCUCGCGGAAACAGGAACGAGCUCAGCGGCAUCAACAUCAGACCUUGGCGGCAAUCAGAAGUAGUUCGCUGCUGAAGAUUAAAACCAAAACCGAGCCCAGGAGUUUUUCUGACGCUUUGACUCCAGAGCUUUUGGCGACGCUUCAGGAGGAAGCAGAUGAUUUGGCAGACUUCCGACCACCAGAUGAAGGUGAGACAGAGCAGGAGCCACCCCAGCCAGAGAGCUGUUGUCCUGAGGAAUUGACCCGAGUUCUUCGCGAGGUCUUUGGGCACGAGUCCUUUAGACCCGGACAGAUGGAGGCGGUACUUGCCGUGCUGGAUCUCAAGCGCACUUUGUUGCUACUGGCGACAGGCUCUGGCAAAUCCUUGUGCUAUCAGCUGCCAGCCUAUUUGCUCCGGGAAGAAGGCUUGACCUUAGUAGUGUCCCCAUUGGUCUCGCUGAUGGCUGACCAACUGGCACGACUGCCCAAAUGUUUGCGUGGUGCUGUCUGCAGCGGCCAGCAAAGUCGCGAGACUGCGCGCGAGGUCAUGAAGGCGGUUCGUGCGCGCUUGGUGGAUGUGCUUUUUGUUUCGCCCGAAAGGCUUGGAAUGUGGUCCUUCGAUGGAUGUGGCAUGCCUCCCAUCGCCUUGGCCUGCAUCGACGAGGCCCACUGUGUUUCAGAGUGGUCGCACAACUUUCGGCCCGAGUAUCUACGCCUCAACGAGUACUUGCAGGGAGCUUUGAACGCCAAACGUGUCCUAGCUCUCACUGCGACCGCCACCAAACCUACCGUGCAGUCAGUGUGCGACAUCUUGAACUUGGACUUCGUGGUUCGCCGCGAUCGCAGCUUCUGUGUUGCUGAGCUGCUGGCAGAUGCGGCACAGCUGCGGGUGCAGCGGCAAAACAUCACCAUGGACGUGCGCACGCUGCCGGAUUCAGAUAUGCAGACCCGAGAGCUGAUCAAAGUCAUCCGGAACGAGGUGCAGCCCACGGAGAGCGUGGUGAUCUACGUCUGGCGCAAGCUGACGGCCGAUCAGCUGGCGAAGCAGCUGCGGCCCUACGUCAAAGGAGGAGUAUCAGCCUACCACGGUGAUAUGCUGGCAGACGCGCGGUCUGCAGUGCAGGCCAACUUUAUGUCAGGGAAGCUGAAGGUGGUGGUGGCCACGGUAGCCUUUGGGAUGGGCUUGGACAAACCGGAUAUCCGUCUAGUGGUGCACUAUGGCAUCCCCAAGAGUAUCGAGAAUUACAUCCAAGAAACCGGACGCUGUGCCCGAGACGGCCAGCCUGGCAAGUGUGUGGCGCUGGUGUCGCCCAAGGACUACCAGAUGAUGCGUUGGUUGGAGAGCGGUGGCGCCGGGGGCGGCACCAAGGUACCCCUGGUGCGGAAGCUGCUGAUGGCGCUGCUGCGAGAGGACUCGCAGGCGUAUCCACAUCAUCCGCUGUCCAAAGAUGCCUUGCUCUUGGCUGGGGGAAAAGAAGAGGAUCUGCCCAAAGGCUGGCAGCCGUACUGUCUCUCCUUGGACCAAAAACUUGUGGCCAAAGAGAUGAAUUGUUCCACGGAUGAGCUGCACUCGGUGCUGGCGCAUUUGUGUAGGCAUGCGGCGGGCUACGUCUCGCUGCUGUCAGCCUUCCCCACGAAGCUGAAGCUCCGCUUCUUCAAAAGCGACCCGCAGCAGCUGGCGGAGGUGGAUCCCCUGCUGCGGCAGGUGCUGCCGUUGACCAAAAAGGUGGGACCCGUGCACAGCCUGGACACCGCCAAGGCCAUCGCAGCCAUGGGUGGUACAGCGGGACAGCUGUCCAAUGGCUUGUGGCAAGCACGUGGAGAUGAGUUCAGUGUGGAGAAAGCGGACUUCGGCUACAUGGUGUCAGUACUGAAACCCGUGAGCGAAAGUCAACUCGAGGAGUGGGCUGCGGAGAUUAGUAGCAUCAACGUUCGCGCGCGGGCCUCAGCUGUGGAGAAGUUGGACGCCGCCUUCAUUGCCUUGACACGGGCUGCAGAGGCGCGUGAACGACAGCAGGUCUCUGAUCCUGACAGCACAGAACCGGCCUCCAACAGCACCCUGAACAGCCUCAUCGAUGCCUAUUUUGCGGCCACCGUGGAGCCCAGCACGGUGGUGGCGGGCAGUGGCAUGGAGAAACGCAAGCGCCUGGAGGGAGCCUUAGGAGAUCAGUACACCGUGGCAUCCCAGGCCCGUCCGCGGCCAGAGCCCACGACGACGCCGCCAGAGCCGGCCCUGGCUCCGCCGGCCGCGGCGGUGGUGCAGGCCACGGUGGCGCGGCUGCUGAUGGAUCCCGAAUGGCCGGAGCUUCCGUGCGAUGAACUCGAGUCGAUCGUUCAAGCAGUGGCGCAGUUUCUGGCAGGUGUGGGCUCGGUGGUGUUGCCUGGAAAGAAGUGGAACCAGCACCACUUCUGGUGCCGUUUCCGCAACAUGGGCGACUUCCAGAGCCUUGAGGAGCAAGUUCGAUCUGCAGUGCGGAGCUCGCUUCCGGAGAUUCAGAAGCACAAGCAGCGUCGUCUUGACUCGGGCGCGAUUCCGAUCGCGUAGGUAACAUAUUCCUUCCAGGAGAAGUUAAAGUAUGACGAUAGCAAUGAGUACUCUCGUGAAAUCUUACCUGUUGAAAGUAUUUUUAUUUUUUUUAUUUUUUUUGCUAUGUUAGUGUUUGUGUUUUGGGGCUGA